GACAGCUCUGCUACAGUCACUGCAGCCCCGGCUGCCACAGCAGCCCGCCGCCGCCGCCGCCGCCGAACCCGGAGCCGGAGCGAGCCCGAGAGAGCGCGAGCGCCCGCCAGGAUGUCGGUGGCUCCUCCCAGUUAUUGCUUUGUGGCUUUCCCCCCGCGGGCCAAGGAUGGGCUGGUGGUGUUCGGGAAGAACUCAGCGCGGCCCAGAGAUGAAGUCCAGGAGGUUGUCUAUAUCGCAGCCGCUGACCAUGAACCUGAAAGCAAAGUGGAGUGCACGUACAUUUCAAUUGACCAGGUCCCGAGGACCCAUGCCGUGGUGAUCAGCAGGCCCGCCUGGCUUUGGGGCGCAGAGAUGGGAGCCAACGAGCACGGGGUCUGCAUCGCCAAUGAAGCCAUCAGUACCAGAGAGCCGGCCCCUGAGAACGAAGCCUUGCUAGGGAUGGACCUGGUGAGGUUGGGUCUAGAAAGAGGGACCACCGCCAAGGAAGCCUUUGAGGUCAUCGUCUCCUUGUUGGAAGAGCACGGGCAAGGUGGAAAUUACUAUGAGGACGGGAACUUGUGUCACACUUUCCAAAGCGCGUAUCUGAUUGUGGACCGAGAGGAAGCCUGGGUGCUGGAGACCAUAGGGAAGCACUGGGCAGCUGAAAAAAUCACAGAGGGAGUGAAGUGCCUCUGUAACCAGCUUUCCAUCACAUCCAAGAUCGACGCGGAGCACCCUGAGCUCAGGAGUUACGCCGAAGGUCAAGGCUGGUGGACUACAGACCAAGAGUUCAAUUUCUCAGAAGUGUUUUCUCAAGCAGACGACCAUUUAGGCUGUUGUCCGGUCAAAGACAGCCUAGAAAAGCAAGAGGAGAGCAUCACUGUGCAAACCAUGAUGAACAUUUUGCGAGAUAAAGCCAGUGGGAUCUGCGUAGACUCUGACUCUUUCCUCACUACCGCCAGCAUCGUGUCUGUCCUGCCCCAGGAAGGGAGCUCACCGUGCAUCCACUACUUCACUGGGACCCCGGAUCCCUCCAGGUCCAUAUUCAAGCCUUUCAUCUUUGUGGACGAUGUCAAGCUCGUCCCUAAAGUCCAGUCUCCCUGCUUUGGGGAAGACGACCCUGCCAAAAAGGAGCCCCGCUUUCUGGAGAAACCCGACCGCCGGCAUGAGCUCUAUAAGGCCCACGAGUGGGCGAGGGCUGUCAUUGAAAGUGACCAGGAUCAAGGUCACAAGCUCAUGGAGACCAUGCUAGACCUGGAGAAGCAAGGGCUGGAGGCCAUGGAGAGCAUCCUGAGCAGCACAGACCCCAUGGACCCCACUGAAGUGGCCGACCUUUUCUAUGACUGUGUUGACACAGAGAUUAAGUUCUUUAAGUGAAGUAAGCCCAUCCUUUCUCUCCUCUCAUUUAGAAACUCCCUACUUGGCCAAACUCCAAGCAAAACCAACCCCUCUCCUCUUGAGUAAAAUAGAAGAUGAAUAUCUCAGCCCCUUUUUCUAAACAACCAGUCUAAUUUUAACUCCCACUCUGUGCUUUUGGUCUCAGAAAGAAACUCCCUUGACCCUCCUAAGAUUUAGUCAGUUUUCAUUUUCUCAUGAGCCUGAUCUUUGGCUUUAUGUGACUAAUUGUGGAUUUUAAGCUGCUGUUAUCUUAUUUCAGUGAUGAUGGGCACCCUUAGCCUUUUCCCAAGAAGACUAGCGUUUGUCGAGCCUUGAAGGAUAGUCUUCACAUUGCUGAAUUUUCAGGAAAGCAAAACCUUUAAAGAAAGUCUUUCUCCCUUGUUAAUAGCUGUUUCAAGUUUAACAAACUGGCUUUUCUUGGGCCAGUCACAUGCUGUUUUGGGUAGAGUUCAGGGAGAAUGUGGCCAGGGUGUUCCAGAGUGGGUGUGCUGGCUGAUACCCCGUGGAAUGCUUUCUGGGCCACCAGAACAAAUGGCCACGAGGAGAACCUUGAUGCUCAUGCGCUGACUCGGUGCAUGGGUUGCUGCUGAAACAGCCCCUCCAGCAUGGAUCUCGGCAGGCCGGCUGCUUCUCCACCUGACUGGUGUCCUGUAUAUAGAUGAUUCAGAAGCAGGCUGCUGCCGGCUAGCUUGAGUUACUGUAAUUAAAUGGCCCCCUGGAAGGAUUCCAAACGCGCAGAGGCUGGGAAUCUGCCAGCAUACAAGGCAGAGAGGGAGAAACCAGAAGCCAGUGACCGUGGGGGCUCAGGGGGCAUCUUUGGCAGCCGAUGUUCUCCCAAGCCUAGGUUCCCGCGUUUCUGAGGAAACUCGGAGGAGCUCUCCCGGUGUAUGCAUUAUCUCAGCAGCCACUUAGGGUAAUUAAGUCGAUUCAUUCUGCACGUGUAUAAUUAAGUGAAAGAAAGCAAUUUGCCAAUAGCGCCUGGAAACCGGCUUAGGGGAGACCGGACUAGGUCGGCACGAUGAAGACAGAGUAGCAGGAGGGUCAGAGAGGUUCAGGAUUUCUCCUCCAUGCAGCUGUGGGACUGUCUCCCCAAUAGCUGACACUCAUUUACAGAUCACUUUAAGAUUUCCCAAGCGUCUCCCCUGCAGCCCCUUCUACUUUCUGCUGCUAGCUGUCCAUGGUUCCCUUCUCUGUGGCUCUCCUUCCUCACUGUUCCCCUGCUUCCUGGCUGCUGGGUCUCCACAGCUUACAGGGGGAGAGCUCUUAGACUAGGGGGUCUCCUCUCCCCUCCUCUGCUCGACUGGGAGGAGGCGUCAGCCUCCUGUUCUCCAAAUCCCUCAAUUAUUAUUAAAACAGUCAUCAUUUUAGGGGGGUGGUGAAACGAUCAUUCACUGGAACGGACAAAUAUGACAACAAAGGCAACAGGAGCAACUUAGAGCACCUGGCCCGUGACCGUUGGGAUAGGAUUACUGGUCACCCUCUGUACGGGCAGGACUGCACAAAAGGGACAACUUUUAAGUUACCCAACCCUUAGUAAUGUCGUAGCUUCCUUCCGGAGACACGCUCCUUGCUUUAAACCUGUUAAAGUCCUGUGGUGGUUGAAGAGCAUGGCGAUUUUUUCAUUAUCUCAUGAUGUUAAUCCCAAGGGAGCGAAUGCCUGAGAGUUGUUGAGGUGAAAGAAAGAGAGAAAACUGUGGGGCUUCCCUCAGAGCCGGGAAAGGCAGGGCCACAAAAACACAAAGAUAAAUUUGUCUCCGUUUUCAGACUGCGGGCUACCAGACGUCCAGUUUUCUCUCUGGGGACGGAAGAGAACAACUCCUGUUUAGUUUCCAUGACAGGAACAGCUUUCUUAGGCCUCCCAUAUGCUGGUGGCAGUGCAGGGUAGCAAUGGCAGAGCUGCAUUUCAGGGGUGACUAUUAAAUCUAGUUGUAGACUCUGGAGUCUUAGACUCCAUGGACUCCUUUGGCAGUUUGGGGAAACCUGAACCCCUUCACAAAAUCUUAUUUUUAAAUGUGUAAAAUUAAAUCUAGAGAAUUAAAAGGAAGCUAGUUCUACUGAAAUACAAUUAUUAAAAUAUUUUUUAAAAAUAGCUCAUGGACCACUUGAGAUCUCCCCAUAGGCCCCAGGUUAAGGACUCCCUGUAGUAGAAAGAUGAUGAUGUAAAUAAACCAAGAGAAUCUAGAAAGAAAUUCUACAAAGUUAUGAUGGGGACUAUUAAGAACUCAGAGAUCUGCUCCGUCUCAACCAAGUUGAUUCAAAUGUUGAGAAAAUACAUUUGAUUCUCUUGAUUCCGACUGUGUCUUAAGUCCUUGCUGGUAUAAUUCUGAAGGUGAACCUUGUUCUAGCUUGAUGCUUGGACCCCACAGAGAGGCUAGUGAGACACAACAACUCGGGCAGAUCAAAAGAAUAGUGGAGCAGAUUCUGGAAAGUCAUUUGGACCGACUCUAUCUGUGGUGUUCCUAGCCCACCAUCGUUAGCUGAUUUAAUAACUCAGAGCAAAGAUUUUUUGUUUGUUGGUUUUUAAAUAAGGCUAGUUACAAAGAAACGUGGGCCUUAUACUGCAUACAGUAGAUUAUUUUUGUUUCCCCAGGCACAAUGGGAAAGUGGCCACUGAAAAGCAAUUAUAUUGGAGUGGGCUAAGUCACUGGUGUUUCUGCCACUUUCUGUCAAUAGUUUUGCACUUUUAUUUAACUAUUUUUACAAUUCUGUGCCUGAUUCGAUUGGACCUUUGCCUUCUGAGGCUGAAAAGAGAACAUCAGAACGAUCCCCAAACUAAUAAAAACUCACUAGGGGCUUUGGAUCUCUUGGGAAAUCCUUGAGGAAGCUCAUAAGCCCAACAAGGUUUUGCUUUUCCAGUCUGUUCAUUGAGAGAAAAGUGAUAUUGUAGACAAAAAGUUUUUUUUUUUUUUAAAUAAAGCCCAAAGUUUGGAAUGUUGACAAAUUUACCGUAAUUAUGGGAUCCACUUUUGGGUUCAGGAGACGUGACCAGUAUGGGUAGAAAGGCCAGCCAGAUGCAUCAUUCUCUGUGGUCCACGGCAACGUGAAUCUGAUGGUUGUCUAGUUGGGACCCAGCUGGUCACCGGUCACAGAGGAGGACGGGCCAACUGUUUUAAGAGGAAAGAGCCUGAUUUUUGUAAACUGAUGCUGGAGAGGUUUAGCGAGGUAAAGGUUAUAAAUUAUUCCAUGAUCUACAUGAGAUCAUCACCGUGCAGAAGUUCUUACCUCAGACCAUCCGUCUGCCAAGAAGUGGGGAGAGGAUCCAUCUUGGCUCAGGAAGACCUGGUCCAAGUGUUGCCUCUCCGGUCUGCAGUUGUCCCCCAGAUCCACUCUCCCAGAGGCCAGGCGGCCUCCUUAAUUAGGUGACUCUUAUUCUCCAGCCAAUGCUGAUCAUUUCAUGCAGCUUCAAGAUCCCCUUAACCGUUCCUGAUUCUGUGUCAAUGUGCGCUUUCUCUGACCCAACCCGAAUGAGUAUGAAUCUUCAUUUGCUAAUUUCUUGUGAAACUCACCCCCUGUUUGCAACCAUCUUGUGAUAAACUGAAGUGUCUUCACUGGAAAAAUACAAUAAAAGAGGAAACCUUCUCUAUCCUGUUACGGGAGCUGACAAUGUAGUGAUGAUGGUCCUCUUUUUUAAUGAAUGCCUUUGAACGGGAAGAUGUUCUCUUCCAGCUCUUCCCCAUGACCUUGUCUUUAAAUGCAUCGUGCAUAAGAUUAAAACUGUACUGAACCACCCCAAA
This is a messenger RNA of Antechinus flavipes (yellow-footed antechinus), 5111 nucleotides long. It is a transcript of the gene SCRN1, whose product is annotated as secernin 1. The record is from RefSeq and is a predicted model, not a curated record. Gene Ontology annotation, biological process: proteolysis. Gene Ontology annotation, molecular function: dipeptidase activity; cysteine-type exopeptidase activity. The coding region runs from base 112 to 1356 and encodes 414 amino acids. The transcript is spliced from 8 exons. Lineage: Eukaryota; Metazoa; Chordata; Mammalia; Dasyuromorphia; Dasyuridae.